This is a messenger RNA of Emericellopsis atlantica, 1921 nucleotides long. Its product is annotated as S-adenosylmethionine decarboxylase. Gene Ontology annotation, cellular component: cytosol. Lineage: Eukaryota; Fungi; Ascomycota; Sordariomycetes; Hypocreales; Bionectriaceae. The record is from RefSeq and is a predicted model, not a curated record. Gene Ontology annotation, molecular function: adenosylmethionine decarboxylase activity. Gene Ontology annotation, biological process: spermidine biosynthetic process; spermine biosynthetic process. The coding region runs from base 302 to 1810 and encodes 502 amino acids. The transcript is spliced from 2 exons.
UCCGUACCACCAUUCCGUCGCAAGAACGGUUUCUUCACAACCUCCGCCUCCGGCCCCCUUAACGUCUAUCUCUAGGCGUUUGAAAGACUUCUAAGCAGCUCAUUGCUGCUGGCUUCCGCCAGCUCCUCGAGAACAACCACUUCCUGUGGGCCUACUCUCUCAGACAGACACCGCCAGGUCUGUUUGAGCGGCAGCUAGUGCUCCGCGGACUCUGCCAUACGGGCAAAGAUAGUCAGGCAUCUUCCACCACAAUCCUCAUCCGCCUCGAUUUCCAGGUGCUCCUGGCACUCGGUCAACCACGAUGCCCAGCCAAUCGGUUCCCAACAACUACACCUUCUCUCCUUCCGAUGCGACACCUCAUCUAACCAUCAACCACGAUGUCGCCGCCGACCUCGACUCGAGCAAUGCUUUCGAAGGACCCGAGAAGCUUCUUGAAGUCUGGUUCUCUCCAAGCCCUGACGACCUGCCGGCCGGCGCCCAGCCUGAUGGCCUGCGAUCAGUUGCCGCUGAUACGUGGGUGACCAUGCUCGACAUGGUCAACUGCAAGAUCUUGUCGGUGCUCAAGUCUGACGCCGUCGAUGCCUACUUGCUGUCCGAGUCCAGCAUGUUCGUCUUCCCCCACAAGCUCAUCCUCAAGACGUGCGGCACGACCACCCUCCUCCUUGGUCUCCAGCGUAUGCUGCACAUUGCCGCCCUUGAUGCUGGCUUCCCGUUCCACAAGGCCGAGAAGGCGGACGAGACUUGCGCUACUGCGAUUCCGUACCGUGUCUUCUACAGCCGCAAGAACUUUUUGUUCCCCGACAAGCAGCAGGGCCCCCACCGUAGCUGGAAGCAGGAAGUCAAGUAUCUGGAUGAUAUGUUUGAUGGCGGCAGUGCGUACAUGGUGGGAAAGAUGAAUGGAGACCACUGGUACCUGUACAUCACCUCUCCCAACCAGGCUAUGACACCACCUCGGACGCCCGAGGUGGAGGUCAACGGGCACCCUCCUGAGAUGACCAACGGUCUGGCGACUAUCAAUGGCAUAGCUGGGAACAACGACGAAACCCUGGAGAUUCUGAUGACCGAUUUGGACCAGGAGAACGCGAAGCAAUUCUACCUUGCCAACGCUAGUGCUGUUGCCAGCAGCAAGCUGCAAGCAGAGGCUGAGGACGCCAGAGGCAAGGCCCAAGAAAGUUUGGGAAGCUUGGAUGAGGUCGACGUGUUCGACAAUGUCGGCUCAGGCGAGGGAGCCGCCCAGAAGCUCGAAGAGACCGAAGCUCUGACCACAGAGGGCCACGCGCUGGGUACUGUUGUCUCUGAGAACUGCGGCCUCUCUGACGUGUACCCCACCAGCGUGUACCCCGAUGCCUGCGUCGAUGCGUACCUGUUCGGCCCUUGUGGGUUUUCGGCCAACGGUGUUGUGCCUCCCGUGUCCACAGCUGGGGACGUGGGAACGAAAGGUGGUCACUACUGGACGGUCCACGUCACGCCCGAGCCCGAGUGCUCAUAUGCCUCCUUUGAGACCAACGUCCCUGGCAGCCAGACGGGUCGCACCACGGCGGAGAUUAUCGAGAAUGUGGUCAACAUCUUCCAGCCUGGCCGUUUCAGCGUGACGCUGUUUGAGGCCAAGGGCAAGAGCGCAGACACGAGCGGAGCUGAGGACGGUAUCUACAAGGGCCCGUCCCGCCGGACCUUGGUGGAUCCUGUCAAGGGCUACCGUCGCGUCGAUCGCAUCGUUCACGACUUUGAAGACUACGAUCUCGUCUUUCGUUUCUAUGAGCGCGAUGGCUGGGUUGGUGACAAGACUGCGAGAGUCGGGGAGGUUGAAUGAGUCAUUUUCUAGGUAGUUGUUGAUUCGGAGCCAUUUUUUGUCUUUUAGCUUGUCGACUGGAUAUAGUACAUUGGGGAUGUCAAUACUUUUGGGAUGAAUAUAUCUUCUAGG